AUGCCAGUUCCUUUUGAAGGUCUAAUCCCUUAUGCAAUAAUGACUGCCUUUUUCGGAUUGGCAGGUCAUGGUGUGCAAGCCAUUAGAUAUUGGGAUAACGGUUGGAAGAAUGAUCGUUAUUUCUUAGACCAAUGGGACCAAAAGAUGAUGCAGAGAGACUUUUAUCUAACGGGAGUAUAUCGAGGACAGACUAGUGAGCCCAUAGCACCGGAAAGUUUCAAGACCGCGAACCGGAUUGAGCAAAGAUACGACACUCCAUAUAGAGGCCAAUUCUUUAGUUUGAGAGAUAGGUUAUUUAGAGGUUACGUUUUCGGAGAUUGGAAUUUUUCAUAA
This is a messenger RNA of Lodderomyces oxycetoniae, 333 nucleotides long. RefSeq lists its product as uncharacterized. The transcript has a single exon. The record is from RefSeq and is a predicted model, not a curated record. Lineage: Eukaryota; Fungi; Ascomycota; Pichiomycetes; Serinales; Debaryomycetaceae. The coding region runs from base 1 to 333 and encodes 110 amino acids.